AUGUCUGCAACGAUUCUGCAUGUGACAUUGGGGACCGGAGAAGAUAGGUGGGCUUGGGAACUAGAUGAUUCGGCGGUUUUUUCAGUUAAAAGUCUUAAAAAAACGAUGCAGCUGAAUCGGUUCGCGAGUCUAGGGAACGAUUUUGUAUGGAAUAACUGGAUUCCAAUCAAGGUAAGUUUCCUGGCCUGGAGAUUAUCGUUGGAUCGGGUUCCUACGUUGGUGGCGUUGGCUCGCAGGAAUGUGAAUACGGGUCAGACUCGAUGUAGGUUCUGUGAUUUGUAUGAUGAGGAUGCGGAUCAUUUGUUCGUGGGCUGUGAAGUGGCUCAAUGUGUAUGGAAUUUCGUAUCACAGUGGUGUAGGAUAUCUAGUAUAUUCACUUUCCGAGUGAAGGAUAUACUAGACUGGCACAAACAUGUAAAGGGUUGUGAAAAAUGGAGGAAGCUGGUGUAUGCUAUCAUGCAGGUGGCACUAUGGGCCGUGUGGAGAUGCAGGAACGAUGUGAUAUUCAACAGCAAAGAAGUCAGUAUUGAUCGGAUUUUAAAUGAAAUAAAACACUUGGCGUUCCUAUGGAUAAGUAGCCGCUCGAACUUAAGAGGAAUUACGUGGGAUGAUUGGUGUAAGUUCGAUAGUGCAAGGAAUUGGUUAUAG
This is a messenger RNA of Helianthus annuus (common sunflower), 648 nucleotides long. RefSeq lists its product as uncharacterized. The record is from RefSeq and is a predicted model, not a curated record. The transcript has a single exon. Lineage: Eukaryota; Viridiplantae; Streptophyta; Magnoliopsida; Asterales; Asteraceae. The coding region runs from base 1 to 648 and encodes 215 amino acids.